CUCGCAGUAGCGUGAAGAUGGCGGGUAGCCCCGGCCAACUGGAUGAGCGUUUUUUACACACAGAGGUGAAUAAAGCGGUAGUUUGCCAUCCUGUACAGUCUGUAGAGUCACAACCGUCGUUCUUGUGUCACAAUAACCACUGGGGUAGGCACGAGGCAGCCGGUAAUCACAUGGCUAUAGUUCCGGGAGAAGGGGGUAGCGCGAGCUAAUGUCCAGCUGGGACUUGGUCAAGACGAUUGCUGAAGCAGGUAUGCUGUAACUAAAUGUUGUUUUCCUCUUUGUCUCCCCGAGUAUACACGGGAAGCGAACGCCGGAGCUGACAGAGAAAAACAGUAGAUGUGCCAGAGUCUUGCCCCAUCACGUUCAAGAUUGUUCGUGCUCCUUCUGAACAAGUUGAAGUGCAGGGGGUCUCAUCAAAACGAGGUCCCCAUGGUUCAACUAUGGAUGUAUCUACGGCCAGCACGGACUCCACGGGACAAGACCCUGGCAAACCACUUGCUGUUAGUAGCGGUGUAACUUCUCUCCCUAUUCAACAGGGGAAACUAGGCUCACACUCGGUGCAGACUUUCAAUGGGAGCCAAACUAUGAACUUUCACAAUUCAGGAAGCGCUGCCGCUCUCGGGGGGACGACAGUGACGAGCGGUACUGGUGACAGCAGCAGCACGGCGGUAUCUGUCACAGCAGCCAACAGCGGAACAGUGAUGUCAAAAGGGCUAGCCAGUGCGAUAAUGCCCCCCUCGUCAAACAGUGUAAUUCAGACGCCUCUCAUGAUCUCGCAGAGUGUUGUCGCUUCAGCUCAGCCUGUCAGCCAGACAGCCGGACCUACUGUGACUCUCGUCAGGCCGCCUAUGCAAACCGCGGGGUCGGGUGCAACUUUGAAUGGGAACAAUAAUGCGAGCCCUGCUGUUGCUGCCAAUACAGGUCAGACAAGUAUCGUCGUACAGCCCACGCAUGUAAACAAUAGCCAGCCGUCCAGCGCAGGUUCGCACAUAAUCAAGGCAGAGCCACCCACAACAAUAAUACAGACGGCUCCGCAGUCUGCUGUCACUCCCGGCGCCGUCAGCGCUCCCCGGAUUACGGCAACGGGAGCAGCCGGUCCAGCCGGGAUCCGAGCCCUGACGCCUCAGAUGUUGGCCCCAAGGCUCUCACAGACCUCCCCGGGACAGCCCAGUAUACAUAACAUCCAGCUCCCCCCGGGGAUGGUGCUUGUACGCAGUGAGAGUGGACAGCUGCUGAUGAUUCCUCAGCAGGCUCUGGCCCAGAUGCAGGCCCAGGCACAGGGAGGCAUGCCACCUCGGACUGCUACACCAACAAACGUGCCUCCUGGCCAGGCUCCAGGAAACACCAUCAUCAGCAGACAAGUGGCUCCCAGCACCAUCAUCCGUCAGGGCUGUCCAGCCCCGACAUCACUCGCUGCCACCACCGCUCUUCACAGACCUCCUAUCCUUCAGGUAACCCUGCCUGCUUUCGUCACAUAA
Molecule: messenger RNA, 1478 nt
Organism: Micropterus dolomieu (smallmouth bass)
Lineage: Eukaryota; Metazoa; Chordata; Actinopteri; Centrarchiformes; Centrarchidae
Product: transcription initiation factor TFIID subunit 4-like
Exons: 3
Coding region: 441-1478 (345 amino acids)
Biological process (GO): transcription initiation at RNA polymerase II promoter
Cellular component (GO): transcription factor TFIID complex
Molecular function (GO): RNA polymerase II general transcription initiation factor activity; DNA binding
Source: RefSeq, a predicted model, not a curated record